GAACUGCUGUGCCUGUGAUGGCUUUUCAAACAUGGAAAGAGAUUGGCUGCUUGUAAAGUGACAGAGAUAUGAAUUUGCAUCAUGUGCCUGAGAUGGUAUGAAACACAGAGGAUGCAAAGUCCACAGAGCAGAGCGACAUUUCACAGGGAUUGAAUACACUGAGGAGACGGCACCGUUCGUCAUGUUUGUCUGCAGAAGAGACCAAAUGUUCAUCUGUCUUCUUCUUGUCUUUGUGAUGGCAGGAGCAGAGGUGCAGGAAAACCUCUCACCUGAGUGUAAACAGUUCCUGUACAUGGGCACAGUGCCGCGAGGCCUCGAGGAGCAGCCUUUCAAAAAGAUCUGCCAGUUCUACGGCGGAAGCCCACGAUUUGUCACCCUGUACGACACCAUCACCCACAUCCCUGUUUAUUCUGCGUACACCUUCAAACGCUCGGACGGAUCAAAAAAGGUUGAUGUGCCUUGGAUGUAUGAGCCACAGCUCUCCACAAUGUCUGACUCACGUGAGAUGCAGCAGUUCCCUUCAGAAUAUGUUCACAUGAAUUUCGAGGACGCUCAGGCCGUGCUUGACGACUACUCGGACACAGUAAUCUUUGAACGUGGUCAGCUGAAUCCGGACGAGCACCAGGCCCACCCCGACGACAAAGCAUCCACCUACACCCUGACAAACGUGGUCCCUCAGGUCCGAGAGUUCAACAUCGGCCCCUGGAAAGACCACGAACACACCAUCCGCAGGCGGCUCAACAACUACUGUCGUGGCACCGCCUAUGUGGUCACAGGGGUCACCACCUCGGGGCACAUGAUCCGCCGCCACAAUAUCAACCGCCUGGGCAUCCCCACCUACUUGUGGUCGGCCUACUGUUGCCCUGAUUUUGACCACAAUGCACCAUACUCCGAGCGCUCCAAGUUUCCAGCGUUUGCAGCUCACGGGCUCAACGACAGGGAGGAUAACAAGGUUCAGGAGAUGACGCUGCAGCAGCUGGAGGAAUUCCUCAAGAGGGUAACUUAUGUUGCCAGCUCUUUCCAGAUAUUCUAUGACAACUGUGUGCCUCUUAAAAGUCCUGUUCACAGGAUGGAAAAAUAAUCUCAAUUAAUAGUUCCAAUUACAAUCAUUUUUGAGCUGCGUUCACUAAAAGGGAUGUGGCUGCAAAGCUCUGAAAACUAAGUGGAUCUUUGUGCUUAGAUUUUAUUACAUACACUGUACCCAAAGGUCAAGAUUGAUCCUCCACACAUCCUAACAUCUAACAUAGUAAAAAGAAAGCCCGCCUUUGUAACUAAAGUACAUUUUUAAAU
Messenger RNA from Centropristis striata (black sea bass), 1290 nucleotides. Its product is annotated as endonuclease domain-containing 1 protein-like. Gene Ontology annotation, molecular function: nucleic acid binding; metal ion binding; hydrolase activity. Lineage: Eukaryota; Metazoa; Chordata; Actinopteri; Perciformes; Serranidae. The record is from RefSeq and is a predicted model, not a curated record. The transcript has 2 exons. Bases 98 to 1081 code for a protein of 327 amino acids.